Leptomonas pyrrhocoris is the source of this 1935-nucleotide messenger RNA. Its product is annotated as putative deoxyhypusine synthase. The record is from RefSeq and is a predicted model, not a curated record. The transcript has a single exon. The coding region runs from base 106 to 1935 and encodes 609 amino acids. NCBI's taxonomy places the organism in Eukaryota, Euglenozoa, Kinetoplastea, Trypanosomatida, Trypanosomatidae. Gene Ontology annotation, molecular function: deoxyhypusine synthase activity. Gene Ontology annotation, biological process: peptidyl-hypusine biosynthetic process. Gene Ontology annotation, cellular component: cytoplasm.
AGUGAAAAUUCAACUGGUUGUCUUUUGCGCUCUCUUUCCUUCAAAAAACGCAUUCUUUCUCCCUUUGACCUAAGAGGACGAAGGAGGAGAAAAAGAACGUAGCUCAUGGCAGGCGUUGCGGAGUCGGCUGUGCUGGUGUCCUCGGCGGGGGCGGCGGAGGCGAUCACAAAGUUGAAGCGCGUCCAGGGCCCCUCCUCAGACUUCCACAAUCCGCAGCACGUCUUGAGCUUUUACCCUUCGCUUGGCUUUCAGGCGACCCACUUCGGCCGCGCGUGCCACAUUGCCGAGGUGAUGCUGCGCCGCCAGGCUCCGUCGAAGGUGUACCUCAUCCAAGACGGGAAAUUUGUAUUAAUGCCACGCGACAACGGCAAUGGUAACGGCAGCAACGAAGGCGAAGAUAAGACAGAAAUGGAGACUGAAGGGCGGCAGAAACGACUGCACAGUCGCGAUGACCACGUCUACCCGAAUCUGUUUCUUGGUAUAACGGCGAACUUGCUGGGUACGGGCUGCCGUGAAGCGGUGCGGUUCCUCGUGCAGGAAGGUGUCGUGCCGAACCCGACCGCGCUGAGCCGUGAGGAGGUGCCGCCGCCGCCGGAGGACGCAUCAGAAGACCAACUUAUGUUUGCUCGGCUCAAAAAAGAAUACUGUGACAUCUACGGCACAAGCGCGCUGGCCGACGAGGCGGUACCGCCCUUUCGUAGCUUUCUCUGCUGCGUCGUGGUGAGCGGCGGUGGCGUGGAGCACGACGUGCGCUGCGCCUGUGCACCGUACAGGGUGACGCACUACGCGAGCGAAGAAGCUGCACCGGCAGCCCCUGCUUCGAGGAGACUAAAGAAGAGAACUUCUGCCUCGGCCUCGGAAUUGGAGCGGACCUCGAGCACAAACGCCCACUUUGGCAACGUCUCGUACCCUUCCCAGGGCACGGCAGAGUCGGCGGUCUUUGACGCUGUGAUGAAGCUGUUUGCACAGCGCCUGUGCGCGCGUCAGCAACGCCUGCGCGCCGCCGCCGCCGCCAAACCCCCUCCAGAAAAGUACCUGGACGUGUGCAGCUGGUCCGUGACACCGAGCGAGGUGUGGGCGCUUCUGGGACUCUGGUUGGUGGACAUCAUGACGGAGGCGCUGCACACCCUGCAACACCAGACAAGCGACAAUGGCGACGGCGGGGAGACGACGAAGGAAACAAGCGCCGAGAACGCUGCGAACGCGGAAGCCGCUCCACACGCCGGAGCACACCGGUGUGCGUCGUGCCGCGCGGCUGCAUUGCACAAGGCACGCACCACCGUCGUGUACUGGGCUGCCGUACAGCAGGUGCCUCUGUACAGUCCUUCCUUUGUGGACGGCGAUAUUACUUCCUACCUGGUUACUGCGCAGCCUUGCACGUCGGAUACGACCACGGAGGAGCCACUGCAGCUGGAUCUCGUGCGUGACAUCCACUCCAUCAACAAGCUGGCCAUGCAGAGCAAGAAGACGGGCAUGCUGAUCUGCGGCGGCGGCGUCGUGAAGCACCACAUCUGCAACGCGAACCUCAUGCGCAAUGGGGCAGACUACACUAUUAUUUUGAACAACGGGCAGGAGUUCGACGGCUCAGAUGCGGGCGCGAAGCCGGAGGAGGCGCUGUCGUGGGGCAAGGUGCGGAUGGAGGGGGAGUUUGUGAAGGUGUACGGUGAGGUCACCACUUAUUUGCCGCUGCUGGUGGCGCAGGUAUUUGUGCCGGCGGCGCGUCGGCGCAACCGGCAGCACCCAGCCUCCGCGUCCGUCGCACGGAGCCGGCAAGAAGCUGAUGACGAGCACCGCGGAACGAAUGCCAAUCCUACGAGAAAGAGAGGACGAAGGCGUGGGGCGCGUCGUUCGCGACAUGAAGAAGAGGCGGAAGCUCCGUCCUCCAGUACCACGCCGGCACUUCUUGCCGAAGGGGAGAAGGUAGAGGACGCGUAG